Molecule: messenger RNA, 859 nt
Organism: Xiphophorus maculatus (southern platyfish)
Lineage: Eukaryota; Metazoa; Chordata; Actinopteri; Cyprinodontiformes; Poeciliidae
Exons: 6
Coding region: 65-763 (232 amino acids)
Biological process (GO): response to bacterium
Source: RefSeq, a predicted model, not a curated record
GUGAACUGUUCACCACUCCCCUUUCUAAUAAAUCCCCCUGCAUAAGAAGCGGCCAAACUGAGACAUGGUUGUACGCAGAAUGGGGAACUUCAUGCAGAUAACAGUUAUACUUCUCUACAGCCACAGUUGGAUCUGUGAGUCUCUAACUGUGGACGUCCAUCCUGGUGAGGACAUCACUCUGUCCUGCUCCAACAUUUCUCCAUCUCCAACCCAGACAGACUGGUUCAGAGUGGUUCAUGGAACCAAACCCAGCUGCAUCUCCUCCAUGUACGGUGCUGAAGGCGAACCUUCAUACUGCGAUGGAUUCCACCGUGAAAAAUUUAUCAUGAGUUCCAACAAGACAGUUUUCUUUCUUCAAAUCAAACAAGUGGACCUGAUGGACUCUGGGUUGUAUUUCUGUGGAUUUUAUGUAAAGAAACAUACAGUUAUUGGCAGAGCAACAGAGUUAAUCAUUAAAGCUAACAGAGACUCCAAAGACGAGGGGGAUUCUGAUAAUACAAAAGAAGCGGAGCAACUGAUGGACCUGAUGCCUGGGAUUUUAGGUUCUCUGACUGCUCUUCUCUUUGUAGCAGUUGUUGUUCUGGCUGUUAAAAACAGGAGACUUGAGAGAGCUUCAAGGCUGCAGAAAGAAAGAAACGAGAAUGUGGAUCCAGACGAUUUGAACUAUGCAGCUCUGAGUUUCCAAGCAAAGGCCAAAAAGAGCCACAGGUCUGGACCUCAGAGGGACCUGGAGCCACAUGUUGUGUACGCUGCCACCCGAUAGACUCAGGAAGCAACAGGAACUGCAGCAGAAAAUGAAACUCAGAUUGUAUCACAUUAAUUUACUGACCUUUUGAACCCUUCAGUGCAUCUGCAUGUA